Glarea lozoyensis ATCC 20868 is the source of this 3594-nucleotide messenger RNA. Its product is annotated as LuxS/MPP-like metallohydrolase. Gene Ontology annotation, biological process: peptide catabolic process. The transcript has 6 exons. Lineage: Eukaryota; Fungi; Ascomycota; Leotiomycetes; Helotiales; Helotiaceae. Gene Ontology annotation, molecular function: metal ion binding; metalloendopeptidase activity. The record is from RefSeq and is a predicted model, not a curated record. Gene Ontology annotation, cellular component: mitochondrion; cytosol. The coding region runs from base 1 to 3594 and encodes 1197 amino acids.
AUGAAUGGCUUUGUGACCACUAGAAUCUGCCUAUACCGUGGCCAUCGAGCAUUCGCAUCGUCACAUUCACCUCUCCAAGGUCGCCCGAACAAUAGCGCUGCAAGUAAGGAGGCCGACUCGGUACAAACGUUGGGUCCGGUCUCGUCGCUGCAACCCGUCCAGCAGACUCGAGAUCAUCGUCUGGCGUCUUCACAGCGACCUGCAGCAUCACACAUACAGCCUGUAUCCCUCCCAGCAACCGCAGAAGCGCUUCGUCGUCCAUUGACAGCCCGCAGAUCGACCACCAACACUUGCGGUUCAUCCGCACAGACCGCGUCGCCAUCUGCUGCCCAAACCUUACUCUGGUCCGUUCGAGCCACUCACUUCGGCGGGGUCUAUUCGAUUCUUCAGCAACCCCUCCACCCCCCGCAAACCUCAAAUACACCGUGCUCCCGGCACCACAGACUGAGAACUAGCAGCCUUCCUCGCCGAUUCUUCUCGACGACUUCGAAAAUGCCUACCGUCUCCCAGCCUCAGACGCCGGCGUCGCUUGACAGUCCCCUGAGAGAUACUCGCCAUCGUCCGGUGGAGCGGCUGACAGACCGUUUGGAAACGCCUUCGCUCGAUGACCGUUCUUACAGGGUUAUACGGUUACCAAACCAGCUCGAGGUACUUUUGGUUCACGAUGCAGAAACCGACAAGGCCAGUGCGGCUAUGGAUGUUAAUGUAGGAAAUUUUAGUGAUGAAACUGAAAUGCCGGGCAUGGCCCAUGCUGUCGAACAUUUACUCUUCAUGGGAACAAAAAAGUAUCCAGUCGAAAAUGCGUAUUCUCAGUACCUCUCUUCCCACUCGGGAAGUUCCAAUGCUUACACCGGAGCUACGUCAACAAACUACUAUUUUGAGGUAGCGGCGAAACGAGCUGAAGAUGCGACGGAAGAAGAAUCUUCGCCUUUGUAUGGAGCUUUGGACAGAUUCGCUCAGUUCUUCAUCGAUCCUCUUUUCCUAGAUUCGACUUUGGACCGAGAACUAAGAGCUGUAGACUCGGAGAAUAAGAAAAAUCUACAGAGUGAUCAAUGGCGUCUUCACCAGCUCGAGAAGUCCCUUUCGAACUCCAGGCACCCGUAUUGCCACUUUUCUACAGGAAAUUUCGAGGUCUUGAAAACUCAGCCAGAAGAGCGGGGAGUCGAUGUACGAAAAAAAUUCAUGGAAUUUCACGAAAAACAUUAUUCAGCCAAUCGGAUGAAGCUGGUCGUUCUUGGGCGGGAGUCACUCGAUGUACUGGAGGGUUGGGCCGCGGACUUGUUCGCAGGUGUACGCAACAAGGAUUUACCCCAAAAUCGUUGGGAGGAUGAGGUACCUUUCGGGGAGAAAGAUUUGUUAACACAAUGCUUUGCAAAACCCGUAAUGGAUUCCAGAGAGUUGGAUUUAUCUUUCCCAUUUGUUGAUGAAGAAAUUCUCUUCGAGUCCCAACCGAGUCGCUACAUCAGCCAUCUGAUCGGACAUGAAGGUCCUGGAAGUAUCAUGGCUUACAUCAAAUCCAAAGGAUGGGCCAAUGGUUUGAGUGCAGGUGCAUAUCCAGUCUGUCCAGGCACACCAGGGAUUUUCAACUGUCAGAUUCGUUUGACUGAGGACGGAUUGAAGAAUUAUCAAGAAAUCGUAAAGGUGUUUUUCGAAUAUGUCUCUCUUCUCAGGGAAACGCCCCCACAGGAAUGGAUAUUCCAGGAGCAAAAGGGUCUCGCCGACGUCGCUUUCAAGUUCAAGCAAAAGACCCCAGCUAGUCGGUUCACGAGUAAGAUCAGUGCGGUUAUGCAAACACCUCUACCAAGAGAAUGGUUACUUAGCGGGCACAGCAGACUGCGGAAGUUUGAUCCAGUCAGAAUCGCAGAAGGUCUUGCUUGUCUCCGACCAGAUAACUUCAGAAUGACUGUAGUGUCUCAGAAAUUUCCAGGCACUUGGGAGUCCAAGGAGAAGUGGUAUGGUACGGAGUAUACAUAUGGGAAGCUGCCAGCAGACUUUGUUGCGGAAAUCAAGAAUGCUGCGACCAGCACCAAUUUAACUAGGUUGCCGGAAUUGCAUCUCCCUCACGUAAAUCAGUUCAUUCCAACCAAGCUGGAAGUCGAGAAGAAGGAGAUUAAAGAACCCGCCAUCUCGCCCAAGUUGAUCAGAAAUGACGACUUGGUAAGGACGUGGUACAAGAAAGAUGAUACUUUCUGGGUUCCAAAGGCAAAUCUUUUCGUCAACUGUAGAAACACCUUACCAAAUGCAACGGCGGAGAACUCUCUGAAGGCUCGUCUUUACACCGACGUCGUAAGAGAUGCUCUGGAGGAGUAUUCCUAUGAUGCCGAGUUGGCUGGAUUGGACUACUCAAUCUCAAGUCACUCUAUGGGUAUUGAAAUUGCUGUUUCCGGAUACAACGACAAGCUUCCUGUUCUUCUCGAGAAGGUGUUGUUGACCAUGAGAGAUCUGGAAAUCAAGCCUGAACGAUUCGAUAUCAUCAAAGAGCGGUUAGCACGAGGAUUGAAGAAUUGGGACUUUCAACAACCAUAUAACCAAGUCGGCGAUUUCACUAGAUGGCUCAACAGCGAGAAAGGUUACAUCACCGAGCAAUUGGUUGCAGAACUACCACAUCUUACCGCGACCGAUAUUCAACAGUUUUAUCCUCAAUUACUUCGACAGAUGCACAUUGAAACCUUUGCACAUGGAAAUUUGUACAAAGAGGAUGCACUAAAGUUGAGUAACCUUAUAGAGAGCAUUUUGAAGCCGAGGGUCUUACCGCAAACACAAUGGCCAGUCUCACGAUCUUUGGUUUUCCCACCUGGGGGUAACUAUGUUUAUCAUAAAACAUUGAAGGAUCCAGCAAAUGUCAACCACUGCAUUGAGUAUCUGUUGUACGUGGGUGAUAAGUCUAUCCGACCACUACGAGCCAAGACACUUUUGUUAGAUCAGAUGACCCAUGAACCGGCUUUUGAUCAACUACGAACGAAAGAGCAGCUUGGAUAUGUUGUUUUCAGUGGUGCGCGAUCAACUUCGACAACCAUUGGCUACAGAUUCAUCAUCCAAAGUGAGAAGACGCCGGAGUAUUUGGAAUCUAGAAUUGACUCGUUCCUUGCUGGGUUUGCGAAGACUCUUGCAAGUAUGAGUGAUUCCGAUUUUGAGGGACACAAGCGAAGCUUGAUUACCAAGCGACUUGAAAAGCUGAAGAAUCUUGAUCAGGAGUCGAGCCGUCUCUGGUCGCACAUUGAUAAUGAGUAUCUUGAUUUCGAGCUUGCCUACGAGGACGCCGCCCAAAUCAAGUUACUUUCAAAAGCCAACAUGAUCGAAUUCUUCGAGCACUACAUCAUCCCCUCCUCCCCCGCACGUUCCAAACUCGCCAUUCAUCUUAACGCUCAAUCAACCAGUACCGAAAUCGAGAACGGUGUAAAAACUCUUGCUCUCAACAAAGAUAAGAAAGACGACGAAGACGGAGAAGUGGUCGAGGUCAAGCAGGAAGGUAAUGGCACCACGCCCUACAUCAUCACGGACGUCCGAGAAUUCAAGUCAAAACUUCAAGUCUCGGCUGGACCGCAACCGGUCAAACAUAUUAGCGAGUUUGAGGAGUUGGAACCGAAAUUAUGA